CUCUCAACCAUUAGCUCCAUCAGUGUUUAACCCAUAGACUGUAUACAACCCGUUGGUUAGUUAGUAGGUUAGUUAUAUAGCGGUAACUAACCCUCCUCUCAUCCGAGUAGCACUGAACCGGUCCAGCUCAAUAAGGUUAAAGUGGAGGUUUCCCAUCGGAAACCUGUGAGUCUGUAAAGGGGUGUGACGACGACAACAACAACAACAACAACAGCAGCAGCAGCAGCGGCAGCAGCGUUUCCUGGAUGUAGCUGUCCGUAUCCAGCAUCAGUUUACCGGAGAACCGCUUCAUCAGCAGGUCGGUGGCUUCAUUCGCCCGCUGCUCGAGGGAUAAUUCUCCGGUCUUCCCAGACUGUCAGCGGCUAAACUCUCCGUUAAAAUCAGAGCUCUGUCUUAGCAUGAGCGAAGGAGAAGUGUUCCAUGAGAAGCAACGACUGGAGCUGUGCGCGAUCCAUGCCCUGAACAACGUGCUCCAGGAGCGGGUGUUCACCAAGGAGACGGCCGACGACAUCUGCAAACGGUUGGCGCCUCAGUGUGUGGUGAACCCUCACCGCUCAGUGCUCGGUACCGGAAACUAUGACGUCAACGUCAUCAUGGCGGCGCUGCAGAGCCGAGAGCUGGCGGCGGUGUGGUGGGACAAACGCAGGACGGUCCAGAGUCUGGUCAUGUCCAAGGUCCAGGGCUUCAUCCUUAACGUCCCGUCUCGGGUCUCGCUCGGCAUCGUCUCGCUGCCUCUGAGGCGACGCCAUUGGCUGGCGGUCCGGCAGGUGAACGGUCAGUACUACAACCUGGACUCCAAGCUGAAGAGUCCGGUCUGCAUCGGAGGAGAAGCAGAACUCCGGACGUUUCUCAGCGAACAGCUUUCUCAGGACGUUGCAGAGAUGCUGCUGGUGGUCCGGAGGGAGGUGGAGGAGGACGGAUCGUGGCUCAACGCUGACAGGAAGUGACUCCUUCAGACAGGAAGUGACUCCUUCAGACAGGAAGUGACUCCGAGUAGCAUGACGGAAGAAGAAGAACUCCUCUGGGAAAACGACAGACUUCUUCUUUUUGUUUUAUUUUUUAAACAAACACCUCGUUUUGAGAAAAAUGUCUUCAGGGAAUGCACUAAAAAUAAUCUCACAGAGGAAAACCCAAAGAGAAGCAGAGGAGAAGUUUUACUCCCAACAGCUGCUCGAUUGUCUAAGUCUUUCUCCGUUUUCCACCCGACUCUCGGUACGAUUUGAAGCCACUUUCUGCUGCAGGAACCCGUUUAGCUGCAGGAACGUUCCCAGUAGAACCUCAUUUAUUUAGAAACGAGCUCUAAAUCUAACGUUAAACUCUUCAGGUGACUUUCCUUUAUCUUCUUUUUGCCAUACAGUGGUGCUCAGAAGUUUACAUUUCCUGGCAGCAAUAGUGAAAUAUAGUUCCUUUUUUUAAAACUAGAAAAUGUGUUUAAUCAUACAAACAUUUUCUUUCGUUUAGGGCCACACAGUUUUAUUUGCUCUGAUGGUUCAUGUUUUCGUUCACGAACAUUUUGCUGAUUCUGUCAGAGAAUGUAAACGUCUGAGCUCAGCUGUAGAUUCUGACACGACAAACCUCCGUUGUUCUGCUUCUGGAGACGCAAACGUCUCAUUUUUCAGCAGAUUUUGCUGCUUUUAUGUCCAAAAACGUUCAUUUAGUUAGUUGACAUAAAUCUAGUCAACAGUUACCAAAAACUUGUCCAGAAUGAUUCGAUUAUUGUCUAAAUUAUGUCAGUUAUGGAUGAACUUGUGUCAUUUUGGACAGAUUUCACCGACUUUCAGACACAAUUUUGAUAAAUUUUAGGAAUUUUAGAAAAGUUCAAGUUAACAUUGAUUAGAAAAUGCCCCAAAUGACCCAAUUCUCAUUAAAAACAACAAAACGAGUUCAAAAUGACUAAAACUGAUGUAAAAUUCCUAAAAUGUGCUCAGAAUCAGGAGAAAUCUGUCCAGCAUGACCUCAGUUUAUCCAGAAUACAUCAAAUAUUGUCCAGAGUGACCCUAAUGACACUAAUUCAGGACAAACUGAGCUCAUUCCAGACUCAUUUUAGAAAAGUUUUAGUCAUUUUGGACUUAUUUUGAUUAUUUUUUGAUGAGAUUUGGGUCAUUUUGGGCAUUCUUUGGUAGUUUUAUUUACCUGAACUUUUCUAUAAUUCCUAAAAUUUGUCUCAAUUGUAUUAAAAAAGAAUCAAAAUUUGUCCAAAAUGGCUAAAACUCGUUCAAAAUGCAUAAAAAAUUGUACAGAAUGAUCCUGAUGUCACUAAAUUUUGGAUAAGCUUUUGUAAUCUUAGACAGAUUUCACCUCAUUUAGGAUUUUUAGAUCAGUUUUAGUCAUUUUGGACUAGUUUUGGCUCCUUUUUGAUGAGAUUUGGAUCAUUUUGGGCAUUUUUUAGGACUUUUGUUUACCUGAACUUUUAAAGACGAACAUUUAAAGGACUCUAAAAAGUGAGAAAAACAUUCAUUAAUCGCAUGCUACCGAGCUAAUCUCCAAAGUACUUUAGUUUUUCUUGUUUUUCUGCCUUCAGUCCCCACAUUUAUUAGUAUUUAAAUGUUUUAUUUUCUGCACAAACAGCUGGAACUUUGCGAGUUCCUGCGGUGGAUUCUCCUUUAGUUUGAACACUGGGACAAGAACCUGAGCGGUUCGUCUGAUGACACUUUAUAACCGACGGCCUCUAACUCUCUAUGCACUGCAGCUGGACGUCUUGUCUCCUACAGGUACCUGAAGGCAUCGCCCCGUGAGGCGUUGAAGGACCACGCCGCUGUUUCUGCAGGUUUUAAUCCGUUUACUGCACAUAAAAAUCCCGUUUUUAGAGAUUUAAAGUCCUGUGAUCCACCACAGCGGACCUCCUGCCAGCUUUUGUUUCACUUUUUGUUAUUAUCGUGUGCUGAAGCCGACGUCGCGUUCGUUGUGACGGAUCACCUCCAGAAUCAAAGUUUAAUCCGACGAGAGCAGCAGCUAACGAGGAGUUUUACUGUCGGUUAAUUAAUCAGCUGUUUGGGCUCUAAAACGUCAGAAAAUGGGGAAAAGAUCAAAAGCUCAGAUUAAAAACAACCCAAAAAAUGUGAAGUUUAAUCAAAUGAAAAUGUUCAAGUUUUCAUCAGAUUCUUAAUACUGAGAAUAUCUGAUGAAGUAUAAAUGUAUAGACUGGAACAGAUAAAAGUAAUGAUCAUAUGAGAAGUUGAUGUUUUCUUUAAUUCUGCUGUCAGGGCUGCAGCUAAUGGUUGUUUUUCUGAUGGGGGGGUUUGUCUCUAAAAUGUGCCUCAGAGUCUUGUACAAAAAUAUUCAGCAGAUGAGGAAAAAAAACAGAAAAUAUUCACAUUUAAGAAGCAGCAACUGGAGAAUUUAGAGUUUUUCAAUCAAAGUAAAUCAGCUGGCAGUAAGUCGUUGCAGCUCUACAGUAAAACUCCUCUUAGUUAAACUUUUUAGGUUAUUAUUGUGUAGAAAGGUGCAGAAACGGCGGCUCUGACUGUAUUUAAUAACCUCUGUUUGUUCCUGUUGAUCUAUGCAUAUCCAAAACCAGAAACACACUAGUGACUAACUCAGAGGUUCCUAAUAUUAAAGCUUAUUUAUAAUAAACAUUUUUGUUUUCAGUACAAA
This is a messenger RNA of Acanthochromis polyacanthus (spiny chromis), 3594 nucleotides long. It is a transcript of the gene josd2, whose product is annotated as Josephin domain containing 2. Gene Ontology annotation, biological process: protein deubiquitination. The transcript has 5 exons. The coding region runs from base 399 to 947 and encodes 182 amino acids. Gene Ontology annotation, molecular function: cysteine-type deubiquitinase activity. Lineage: Eukaryota; Metazoa; Chordata; Actinopteri; Pomacentridae. The record is from RefSeq and is a predicted model, not a curated record.